Penicilliopsis zonata CBS 506.65 is the source of this 456-nucleotide messenger RNA. RefSeq lists its product as hypothetical. Bases 1 to 456 code for a protein of 151 amino acids. Lineage: Eukaryota; Fungi; Ascomycota; Eurotiomycetes; Eurotiales; Aspergillaceae. The record is from RefSeq and is a predicted model, not a curated record. The transcript has a single exon.
AUGACCAACAAGCCUUGGGUAUCGUCAGGUACAGCAUUCAACCACAGACCGACAGAAGGGCCAGAACGCGUGGUAUCUUCGCUGACGUCGUCGUCGUCCUUCGUCCUUGUUGUGAGGCAUGUGUUUUCCUUUUCCUGCCUUGGCGUCCGUGCUGAGCGCUGCUUUAAGCCUUUAACCGCCAGCCUUCCGCCAACCGCGUCCCCUGGCAAAAGCAGCACCGAAGGAGGGGGAGGGGGAGACAGCGAAAGGCAGAAAGAAGCACGGCGAUGCUGUUGGCAGGCACAUUGCACUGGCAAUGUGAAGAUCGUCUAUUCGAAGGCGAAGUCUGCGAGUUUAACGGGGUUUAAAGGCCAUCGUACCUGUCUGUCCACUGCGGGCCGGGCAGCAAAGGCUUUGAUGCCCAUCGCGUUCAACGCCCCAAUGUGUGACGGCUGCCCCUCCUUUGUCGAGGCGUAA